Messenger RNA from Chara braunii, 5229 nucleotides. NCBI's taxonomy places the organism in Eukaryota, Viridiplantae, Streptophyta, Charophyceae, Charales, Characeae. The record is from the annotation of a GenBank genome assembly.
GCCACGUCAGCAGUGACGUCAGACACAGUGCCAUGUCAGCAGUGCCACGUCAGCAGUGCCACAUCAGCAGUGCCACGUCAACAACAUGACGGGCCUGCCAGGCCAACUGCCCAACGAGUCCCUUGCAGCCUACAAGCAGCGGUUCCAGGCUCAGAUAGAGGCUGAGGAACAAUGCCAGCUGGCAACCGAGGCUGCCCGCGUACAGGCUGAAGAGGCAGCAGCAGCAGAGCAACUGCAGCUACAGGCCGACGCAGACGCAGAUGCCCAGGCUCGCCGCAAGGAAGCCCAGGAUAUGCUGCAGCGGCAUGAAGCCAACAGCAUCGACAGACUCAAGUUCUGGCAUUUCGAACUGAACGGCGACGAGGCAACACCGGAAGAGAAGCACAAGGAGUUCCUCUCCAAACUCGUGACAAGGUUGUUGUACGCUUGCAACUACCAACGGUCAGAGUUGGAGAGACAGUACCAGGACCUGACGCAACAGCAUCAGGAGUUGGCAAAGCUCCGCCGCAUAGCUGUACCAGGACCAGCUGCUGGGGCUUCCAGCAGUGCACCCUCUAGCCGCCAACUAGAGGACCGCGUUGACCACGUAGUGGCAAUGCUUGGCGACAUCAGCACUUUCGCUGCGCCGACCACCACCAUCAGCAGUCAGCUGCAUACAUUGAAGACCGAGGUCCAGCAGUUGCAGACGACGAACCCGGAUGGCAACCCGAAGAUGUAUAAGAUGCCAACUUUCAAUCUGGAGAGGUUCGACGACUACACGCAGCAGGAUCUGGUCCUCUGGUGGGAAGCAUUCACAACGCAACUCAGGAUUCUGCCCGUAGCCAAACAUGCGUACAUUGGCGCCCUGUUCCUGAACUCAAAGGGCGGAUGCCCGACCUGGUUGAGCCACCAGGCAACCUCCCACGGCGUCGACGUACCAGACUUGAAGGACAAAAUCACAUGGGAGGAACUGACAUGGCUGUGGAAGAAGCGGUUCAUCGUCGACGACGCGCCGACACUCGCCAUCAACCGUUUGUUAACCAUGUCACAGGGCAACACUGCAACACGGGACUGGCUCACGGAGUGGCAGAAGAUUGCGGCAGUGCCCAAUCUAGACCUGCCUUUCACUCAUCUCAUACGUGAGUUCUACAACAGAUCCUGUGCUGCAUUGAGCCAGGCUCUUGGUGAUCGCGAGCAGUACUCCACUUUCGCCGAGAUUAUCGACAAGGUGAGAGAAAUCAUCAAGACCAACAGGUCAGCUGCACACGAGAAGUCACCAUGGCAGCCGACCUAUGUGGAGAAGGUACGAACUGGUCCGCGACAGCAACACUUCGUUGCAGUCCAGCAGGACAAUGGAGAUAACCCAGCAACCACUCCAGCAUCAAGUCGGAAAUUGACAGCCAGUACAAGUUCCAUGGGUCAAGUUUGGCUUGACCGAGGCGGAGUACAAGGUUCGCGACCACUACGGCAACUGCUACUGGUGCAACAGCACCAAGCACAAGACCUCCCUAUGCCAGGAUCAGGGCAAGGAGGAUGUGCGACCCCGCCUCAGCUCGGGAAACUGAGCUCCGCGGAAGGUGAGGCGACUCCACCUUCUACUCCACCAGAUUCGGCCGCCUUGCUAGUGGCCUCCUGCACAUCUGGGGAGGAUGCGAAUGCCGCAAGUCCUCGGUAUACUUACGAGGAUUAUGCUGUCCACUUGGUUCCACCGCUAGACCAACCGCUCCACGUGCAACAGUCCACCGCAUGCACGGUUUCAUCACCAUCGGCAACCGAUUCGGCAGCUUCGCCGCAAUCUAUCGUUGAGGAUUCGACGUCAUGGUCAAGACUUGAAGAGCUCGACCCGUUGACGUUCACGGACUUCCAGUGGAUGCCCGUUCCCUCGACCGGACGAUUGCCGAAACCACAUUGCAAUGUGCUCAUGGCACAACUGCGGGACUACUUGCACACUGCAGUACUUACUCCGUUGAUGGACGCCGAAGCAGAGGUUGUCGACCUUCACGCUUACAUCGCGAAGAUCGACCUCGAGUUCAAGACGCAACGGUACGACGACAUCGACGCACCAUUGCUAUACGUACGCAUUCAGAUUGGAGAGGCGACCUGCAGUGCCUUGAUCGAUUGCGGAGGGUCUCGCAACUACAUCAGCCAGGACUUCAUGGUGCGUGCCGGCCUUGGCCCACGCGUUCGGAGGAAGCCCCAGCCUACGCAAGUCACAUUGGCGGACGGUCACACGCACAAGUCAAUCGAUCGGUGCAUUGACAGCGUCCCAGUGUACUUUGCCCCUCACUCAAGUGAGGCGGUGUCCUUUGACAUUAUGGACACCAAAUUUUACAUGAUCUUGGGCAUGUCAUGGCUCCGAAGCGAGGAUCACCCGGUGAACUUCUUCAACCGCACCGUUCACAUUCGUGAUCGGAACGGAGUACUAGUUCCAUGCAUGGUGCCUCUUCCUCAUCCUUCGAUCAACUGCCACGUGGUAUCCGCCGCAAGCAUGCGAGCUUCCAUCAUCAGAGACAACAUCGAGGAGAUGGGGGUGUAUUUUCUCCACGCCCUCCCGCCCCAUGACGCUUCAUCGACGGACUCACCUUCGGAUUCACGCAUCACCGAACUUCUCGACGCCUACAGCGACGUGUUCGAAGGCCCGCACGGAGUAGUACCGGAUCGACCCAUCCGCCACGAGAUCAUCCUCGAGGACGGGGCCGUACCUCCGCACGGUUGCAUCUACCGAAUGAGCGAGGAAGAGUUAAGUGUGCUCCAUGCACAACUCGACGACCUUCUAGAGAAAGGCUGGAUUCAGCCCAGCUCAUCGCCAUAUGGUGCUCCUGUUUUCUUCGUCCGGAAGAAGAACAAGGACCUGCGGUUGUGCAUCGAUUAUCGCAAGCUCAACGCGCAGACGAUCGGGAACGCCGACCCUCUCCCACGCAUCAAUGACCUUCUCGAGCGAUUGGGCGGCGCCCAAUUAUUCUCUAAGCGGAUCUCAAGUCAGGGUACCACCAACUUGAGAUUCGCAAGGAGGAUCGCUACAAGACCGCGUUCAAGACACGCCACUUUCCAAGCGGCUAUGAUAACGGAGUUCCGACACAUGCUGGAUCGGUUUGUACUCAUCUACCUCAACGAUAUCUUGGUGUAUAGUCAGAGUUUGGACGAGCAUGUGGAACACCUGCGCACCGUUUUGGAGCGGCUACGACAAGCCAAGUACAAAGCAAACUGCGACAAGUGCGAGUUCGCACAGCAGGAGCUGGAGUACUUGGGACACAAUGUGAUGCCGCAAGGCAUCCCUCCGCUUGCGGACAAGAUCGAGGCCCUACAAUCGCCAAAGGUUCCAUUCGUAUUCGAUGACGACGCACGCCGGUCAUUCCAAGCACUUAAGACGGCUAUGCUCAUGGCACCCGUCCUUAGCAUCUAUGACCCCACCCUGCCAACGCGAGUGACUACGGACGCUUCCGCCUAUGGCAUUGGGGCAGUCUUGGAACCGCACAACGACGACGACUGGCACCCUGUGGAGUAUCUCAGCCACAAAGCGCCUCCCAUCAACUCGCUUGAUGAUGCAAGGAAGAAGGAGCUGCUUGCAUUUGUGAUGGCUCUCAAGCGCUGGAGGCACUUCCUCCUUGGGCGUUGUAGGUUCACAUGGGUCACAUACAACAAUCCAUUGACCUACUAUAAGACGCACGACACGGUGAGCAGCACGAUCAAACGAUGGAUGUACUUCAUCGACCAAUUCGACUUCACACCGAAACAUGUCCCCUGCCUCUCCAAUCGCACAACAGAUGCACUCUCGCGAAGACCUGAUCUUUGCGCUAUGACACAUCAUGCCUUCGCAUUCGACAAGGAGCUUCAGCGACACUUCAUCCGGGCAUAUCAAUCAGAUCCGGACUUCGGCAUGCUCUAUGCACAGCUAUCUUCGGAUCACCCGCCGGCCAGCCAUUACCGCAUUGUCGACGGGUACUUGCUCCUCCACUCGAGAGCAAGGACUUACUAUGUGUCCCACACGACCGUCGUUUUCGGACUCGCCUCCUCGACGAGUAUCAUGAUUCACAACUCGCCGGCCAUUUCGGAGUCAACCGCACUAUUGCACGGCCUCGACAGCGAUUCCGUUGGCCUGACCUCAUUACCGAUGUCACUCGGUAUUGCGACUCUUGCGAAGUUUGCCGACGCAGCAAGCCCCGCAACCGCAAUCCCUACGGCGAAAGACAUUGUCAGCGACCGCGACACUCGUUUCAUGUCGGCGUUUUGGACUGCUCUCAUGCAAGAGUCCGGCACAACAAUGAAACCAAGUUCGGCUCGACAUCCUCAGACAGACGGGCAGACGGAGCGGGCACAUCAAACCGCUCAAAUGAUGCUUCGUACGCUCAUCCGUACGGACCAGAAAGAUUGGGUUGACCGCCUCCCCGACAUCGAGUUCGCCUACAACACUUCGGUGCAUCCUGCGAUCGGCGUGACUCCAUUCGAGUUACACCACGGUGGACAGAAAGGCCGGAUCUUCGCCGACCUUCUCCUCCCUCGACCAGCCGAUAUUAACGCUGCCUGCUCUCCCGCUUCCGUCCGGAAGUACAGGGAAUUGUUGACUCAAGCCCGCGCAAAUAUGCAAAAGGCUCAAGUCUGCAUGCAGCAGCAAGCCAACAGGCGUCGCAUACCAUGUCCCAUUUGCGUCGGUGAUCUGGUUUGGGUCUCUGCGGAAGAGUUUGCACUGGAACAGGAUGUUUCACGCAAACUGCUUCCCAAGUGGUUUGGACCUUGGUCUGUGACAGCAGCCGCGGGCGAUGAGCCCGAUGGCCCUUCAUUUGUGAUCAACAUUCCAGAGCAUCGGACGGUCCAUCCGGUCUUCCACGCCUCGAAGCUGGCAACAACCACGCCAGCCAAGAGCGACAACUUUUCCGAUCGACGAUCGCAGGACCCUCCUAUGGAUGUCCAUCAGGAAGUUGACCGCGUCAUCUCCGAUCGCAAGUACGAGAGCAAGCCACGGCAGUACAAAGUCACAUUCAAAGCAUGCGAUCGCGACGACACUCGGUGGAUUUCAGGUGCAGAUUUGAAAGCAUCCGCACCGCUGAUCUACGCGCAUUAUGAAAAGCGGAGGUUAGCUCAGGAAGCUUCUCGACCAGCCCCUCCCACCCGGACUGAGGUCCCUCCCUCAGACAGACAGCUUCGCCCUCGCAGGUAAGCUCGGUUCUUCAAGGAGGGGGGGGUGUGGCAUACUUCGUAGCCACACGGGCCCUGCAGGGCCCGUCCCAGGCAUUCAGCCUAAAAGCCUAAAAC